This is a messenger RNA of Pungitius pungitius (ninespine stickleback), 4119 nucleotides long. It is a transcript of the gene me1, whose product is annotated as malic enzyme 1, NADP(+)-dependent, cytosolic. Gene Ontology annotation, cellular component: mitochondrion. The coding region runs from base 117 to 1886 and encodes 589 amino acids. Gene Ontology annotation, biological process: pyruvate metabolic process; malate metabolic process. Gene Ontology annotation, molecular function: NAD binding; malate dehydrogenase (decarboxylating) (NADP+) activity. NCBI's taxonomy places the organism in Eukaryota, Metazoa, Chordata, Actinopteri, Perciformes, Gasterosteidae. The transcript is spliced from 14 exons. The record is from RefSeq and is a predicted model, not a curated record.
UUACCGUAAGUGACUACAAAAGCAAAGGGUGCGAGCAGGGCUCGGCCGUCAGACCUUCGCAUCCACUUGUUGUGUUUGCAACAUUUCACCGUCGCUCCAUUUAAAGAGACAACAACAUGGCACGCGCCGGUCUGGUCAGGCGGGAGUCAGUGGAAACCGAAAUGCACAAGUCCGAAGACAAAGGCAAAACCUUCGUUUACACCAAGAAGAGGGGCUACGAUGUCACCCGAAACCCCCUCUUGAACAAGGGCAUGGCGUUCUCCCUGGAGGAGCGUCUCCAGCUGGGGAUCCACGGCCUGCUGCCUCCUUGCUUCAACAGCCAGGACGUCCAGCUGCAGCGGGUGCUCAGGAACUACGACAUGAAGAGGGAUGAGCUGGACAGAUAUGUGUUUCUGAUGGGCCUUCAGGACCGCAACGAGAAGCUGUUUUACCGGGUGCUAUUGUCGGACAUCGAGAGGUUCAUGCCCAUCAUUUACACCCCCACUGUGGGCCUGGCCUGCCAGAAAUAUGGGCUGAUAUUCAGAAGACCAAGGGGGCUGUUCAUCACUAUACAUGACCAUGGCCACAUUUCUACACUGCUCCAGAACUGGCCAGAGAAGGACAUCAGGGCGGUGUGCGUGACGGACGGGGAGAGGAUCCUGGGGCUGGGGGACCUGGGCUGCUGUGGUAUGGGCAUCCCUGUGGGCAAGCUGGCGCUCUACACAGCCUGUGGAGGGGUGCCACCCCACCAGUGCCUGCCUGUCAUGCUGGAUGUGGGCACAGACAAUGAGGUGCUGCUGAAGGACCCUCUCUACAUUGGGCUGAGACAUAAGAGGGUGCGAGGACAGGCCUACGAUGACCUUCUGGAUGAAUUCAUGACGGCUGUCUCAGACAGGUAUGGAAUGGAUUGUCUGAUUCAAUUUGAGGACUUUGCAAACGUAAAUGCUUUCCGGCUGCUGAGCAAGUACCGCAACAAGUACUGCACAUUCAACGACGACAUCCAAGGUACAGCUGCAGUGGCCGUGGCCGGACUCCUGGCCGCUCUCCGCAUCACCAAGACCAAAAUGUGCGACCAUACCAUUGUGUUCCAGGGUGCAGGAGAGGCAGCGAUGGGGAUUGCUGAGCUGAUCGCCAUGGCCAUGGAAAAGGAGGGACUCGCUAAGGACCAGUGUUUAAAAAAGAUCUGGAUGGUCGAUUCCAAGGGUCUCAUUGUCAAGGGUCGGGACCAGCUGACUCACGAGAAGGAGGUGUUUGCUCAUAAGCACCCACAGAUGGAGAAACUGGAGGACGUGGUUCGGGAACUGAAACCUACAGCCAUUAUUGGUGCAGCGGCCAUCGCCGGGGCCUUCACCCAGCAGAUCAUCAAAGACAUGGCUUCCUUCAAUGAACGGCCAAUCAUCUUUGCCCUCAGCAACCCGACCAGCAAAGCAGAAUGCACUGCCGAGCAGUGUUACACCCUCACAGAGGGGCGGGGCAUCUUCGCCAGUGGCAGCCCAUUUGACCCGGUCACCCUGUCCGAUGGGAGGACCUUCUUCCCCGGCCAGGGGAACAACGCCUACAUCUUCCCCGGUGUGGGCCUGGCUGUCACCGCCUGCGCCGUCCGACACAUCAAUGAGGAGAUCUUCCUCACCGCAGCAGAGGCUCUCGCACACCAGGUGACAGAGAAGGACCUGGCGGAGGGACGGCUGUAUCCUCCUCUCAGCUCCAUCAGGGACGUCUCUCUCAAGCUGGCUGUCAAGGUCAUGGAGUACGCCUACGAGCGCAACGUGGCGACACUCCGCCCCGAGCCGUCCGACAAAGAAGCCUACGUGCGGUCCCUCACCUACAGCACUGACUAUGACGAGUUCGCUGUGGACUCGUACCGCUGGCCAGAGGACAGCGUGGCUGUGCAGACAUGCAAACUUUGAUGCAGAUACAGAGACCCAACGGGCCCUGGAGGGGAAGGCUAACUAAAUCAUCACAACAAAUCACAUUGGGACGUAAAAGGGGCCGUCUGCAGAUGCUCCUUAUUUCAUGUGGUAUUUCUGUCAUGUGAAUUUCUGUCAUGUGAAAACAGAAAGAAAUUUAAAGAAUGAAGGAAAUAUUGGUUAUCACUUCAAAAUUUACGAUGAUAUAUUCAAGGGAAGUCCUUCACAAGAUACUUUUAAUUCAGCUGUAAGAGCUACUUUAUGACUGAACAGUGAAAACACUUGUCAAAUAAAACGGGAUUUGAUUAAUGUCUGACUGAAAUUUGUAAUGACCCAAUGUAAUGACAGGUGCGUUGAGUUCGAUUUGUAUGUAAAAGGUACUUUUGAUAAAGAAUAUAAAGAGUAGCCUCAAUGGAGAAAUGCUCUGAACAGAGGUUAUAUAUUUUUUUAUCUUCCUAUAGCUUUAUCAACAGACAAGUGAGAAUGUACGGACUGUUUGUUCUUUAGCGUCAUCUGUGAAAAUGUGUUUGACAGUCCUCUGUCUCCCCCUAGAGGCCGAUUUCUACCAUUGCAAUGCCAUUAGCAGUGUGACUUAUCCAAUCAGGAAUGAGGAGCUUUUAUUGACAAAAAUGUUAAGAAUUUGACAUAUGGACAAAUAACAAAUGGCAUGUUCAGUUUAAACUCUACAGUAUAAGGCUAUGGGGUUGUAUAGAAAACAAAUAAAAAAAGAAAAAAGAAAAUUAAAUUAAAUGUACAUGUGGAGUGUGAAGGUCCCAUUAUCAACUUGUUGUACUUUUAUUGGAUUGAUUUUGACAGGACUCUAAAAAACCUAGAAUCGGUAAAUAUGGUUGUAUAUAACGUCAUGUGACUAUUAAGUGUCAUCCACAAAACAUACACUUGAGUGGUGUGUACAUGCAAGAAGCCAUAAAAGCAACAGCAGGGUCAAUCUGGUUUAUGGUCCGUCGGCGUGUUCUGUGUCUGCCCACUGUCUAAUUUAAAGUGGAGAUGGUUUUACAUUAAUGAAUCAAUCACUAGCCAGACAGUCAGUACCAGAGGCCUCGGGCUGGCCUGCUGCCCAACACGGUCAGAAAUCAAUAGAUAAGCAAACCGAACCGGUCAGCGUUCAGAGUCGGGCGUCUGGCCCCCGGCGCGAGCAGAGAGACUAACAUUAACUUUCCCUCCUUGCCUCACCCACCCUCUUUCAUUCAGCCCCGGGCCCCCACCACUCUGACAUGGAGAUCAAUAUGUCUCAAUGUCAACAGCAUCCAGCAGUCAGCUGCCUACCGCCAAUCAAAUCAAAACGUAUACGUAUACAGCAUUAGCCGUUAAAACCAAUCUUUGGUCCAAGUUGUCUUUCAAACAAAUCCAUAACUUUGAGCUUGGUUUAAAUGUUUUAAUCAAUUAUUUGUUUCUUUUAGGCAUCUUUGUGAACUUCUAAUUUAUCAAUAUAGACAUAUUUCCAUCUGUUACCUCUAGCUAUUUCACUGUGUACUUUGCCCCCCCCCCCCACCUCAUAUCGCUAUCCUCUCUCUCUGUGCUGCGGCCCUCACCCUGCAGCCCUCUGUGGCACCUUGCUGGUCACAGACAGGCCGGGUGAUUAGCAGCUGUAACUCGACAUCCUUUUGACCUUGUUUACAGUCUCACAUGAAAUGGCACCUUGCAGAGACCUUGUGAUCAGUGCCAAUCAGCACGGCCCCCGGGGGGGGGGGGGUGUCGCCUGUCUACCCAUCCUCCCGGUCGCCUGUCUGGCUUUCAGCCCGAAUAGAAAAAACCUUUCCCAGCUGCACGGCCACCAACGAACUCUCAGCAUGUCCUGCUUGGAUUCGUGUGUGACCACAGAGCAGAACAGAGGGCAUCGUUUCACUUCCUCUUCGGGUCCAUUGGGUGUUUGUCCGUUCACUUUGUGGGAUUUACUUUGCUUCUCCGUGAAGAAACAUUGCAGAUCUACUUAUUUAUUGACUAUUCUGACAGCAAUAUGUCAUCUCCGAGUGUGUUUCACGUAGUGGGGGGAAUGUGGAGCUGUCUAAAAGAGCAUCCUCCAAAAAAGACCAGCAGAGGGCGCUCUAACAUGUUUUUAGCAGUAAAAAGCACAUACAUGUAACAUUUAUGAAAUGAAUGAUUGGAAUAAACCUAUGUGUCUAUUUUCUCCUCUCAUCCCCUUCUCCUUUAAGUGUACUACAGCCGGUUUUGCUAAUGAAUUCAAAUAAUGAGCCAAGAUAAUUACUAAAAACGC